CGAUAAACGUGCAGAGCGCCGAGCGAAACGUCGAAUUCGCGCGGCGAAACAUUUUUUCCCCUCAAUCUCAGUGACCGUUGACAGUUUGUGGUUGGAUUUUUGUUGUUGACUCAAGGAAAAAACGAAGCUUAUUUUUGAAAUUUACAACGUUUUACUGGGAGAUAAGUUGUUUUAGUCUGCGGAAAACCAUGCACUGACCGCUAUGGACAAAGCCGGUGUAAAAAUGCUAAUCAAUGACGUGGAAAACAAGGAAGAACUGUUCAACAUCAUUGUGAGCGAGUUGCGCAGCCAUGGAAUUAAAUAUCGCAAAGAAAAGCGGUCAAAACCGGGCCAGGAUAAACUCCGGUGCCGAAGAAUUUUCAACGUCCCGUUACAUACGCUCGAGUUGACCGAUGUCAUCCUGGCCAAUGGGGGAAUCGCCCAGGUUCCGUUGUUUGUGUCGGACGCCUGUCAACGAAUCCUGGAGCAGGUUCAUACAGAAGGACUUUUUCGGAAGGCCGGGUCAUCUAAGCGUCAGCAAGAAAUUAAGGCGAAUUUGGAAUCUGGAAUUCCGCUCGGAAAGUCGCAUCACGUAAUCGACGUCGCCAACAUACUGAAAACCUUUUUCAGAGACCUGCCGGAACCGUUGCUUCCGACUGGUAACAUCCAAGAAGCACUAAUCCGAUGCCUGCUGGCCGGCGAACAAAAAGUUUACGAUCUGAUGAUAACGUGCCUGCUGUUGCCGCCGAUAACCCUAAAUACGUUGGCCUUUUUUCUUCAGUUCCUGCACACCGUUUCGCUGAAUUCGAACGUCAAUAAAAUGACCGUCGAAAACCUGGCCAUAAUCUUGACCCCGAACCUGAUGCCGAUCGCCGAAAUGAUUCAGCAACGUCUGACCAGCCAUGUCAAGGUGAUACAGCUGUUGAUUGAGAAUUCGCACCAAAUCGGAGUAAUCCCGCUGGGAAUUCUGGAAAAGCUAAACGAAACGGUCAGCGUGGUGGUGCGGUCGACCGAUUCCAGCAUGAUGACCGGUGGCGGCAGCAGCAACACCGACAAGAAAAAAAAGAAACGCCGCAGCGGAUCGCUAACGCGGAUGAUUCACGGUCUGAUGAAAAAGGUGGGCGCCAAGGGAUCGUCCGAGUGCCUGGACAAGACCGAUGAACAUCCCGAUAUGACGAUGGCGAUCGCUGCCACUCCGUGCCUUAACAAGUCCUCCAAGAAGCGCAAGGUCGUCGACGGGAUGCCGUUCAGUGCCAAGAAGAAGAAGGAAGUCGUAUCGUCGCUUCCGGACAAUCAGGAAAUUCUACCAUACACACCGAUUGCAAUAAUGAAAGAAACGAAAAAGUCCCGUUUGAGUCUGGGAGGUCACAAGAACAAACAGGCUAAAUCAGCCAACCAGCAGCUGCUAGUUCCAAGCACUUCGACCACAUCGAUCGCCGAGAAACCGGUUAUGGAACGGCGCUGGAGUGUGGUGGGCGCUCCUUGGAAUCGGAGCAAAAAACGAGCGGCCAAUGUGCCGGCCACCAAAACCGCAGAAGUCGCGGUAAAAACUGACGAUGAUGCGUCUAAUGUGUUGGCCGGACUGUCCCCGAUGGUGUCCCUUCCAAGCUUUAGCAUUUCGGACGCCGAUACGGAAGAAUCGGUGGCGGCGAGAAAGUCCUUCCUGAAGGGAAAAGCACUGUUCAACGAUGACGACGAUGGCAGCGGCCGUGAUCACGAAGACGACGAUAAAUAUCUGAGGAGCGAAUACGAGGCCAUCAAGGAGCGUGUGAGUGCGAUAGAAACGCGCAUUUCGCAAGAGUUUGGAAGCAUAAUGGGGACCGUUGACCGCGUUGAGGACCAGUACCAGCAGACGCUUGAGCAAACCAUUCCAAUCGAGGCAAGCUGCACGAGUACGGAUCAACUGGCGAAACGGCUGAGCCGGGAGUUGAAGAUUCGCCGAAGUUCCGAGCACAAAGUCAUGCGGUCGCCGAGUGCGCGAAAAAUAGGCACAAUCCGACGGCGUUCCCGGGAAAACGUACGACUUUCACGUAACCAAUCGUGGCAUGUGGCAAGUUCUGUUACGGGCGGAACCGCAAAAUCGAUACCACCUGUCGUCGUUUCCGAUUUGUCCUUUUACCCCAAGACGAACCUGAAACGGGGUCGUCCCAACACGAUCCAAACGGGACUUAAACAUAUGGAACUGAGCCCGGUGAGGCGGCCGGAAGAAGACUCUGAACAGAACUCAACCGUGGUGGUGGGACAAAAUUUUACCGAUGAAGAGAAGCAGCAAGACGAAAAGUGGACCUGCGCCCAAAACUUUUUCAACUCGCCGAGCAGCCAAUCGAAACUGGAUUCGUUUAUGGACAGCACCACGGCCGAUGAAGUGUUCAAGACACCGGAGGUAACGACGGUGCCCUCGCGACGUACUUCGCUCCGCCCGGCGUCUGGCUCGCACAAGAAAGCUUCCACCCCGAGCUUUGUAACGAGGAUUGAGUUGAACGUCGCCAAAACGCCCAUGCUGCCACCCGAAAUACCUCCGCGUAAAACACCCGUGAAGACCCCAAUGUUGCCACCGAAGACACCCGGCCGAACGGAAUCAUCCACCGCGCUCAAGACCCAUUUAACGCCGCUGCAAGAACUCCAAUCGGGACGGGCCUCGAUAGCGCGGCUGCGAAGCCAAAAUGCCGGAAUGGUCAUGGCCAAAGCGAAACUCUUCGACGGAAUGGUCACCAGCGCAAACCGUUCGGGAGCUCAACCGGCCCAGCUCGACCCCAGACGGCAGAGCAAUCGGUUCGUCGUGAAGAAAAAUCCCGACGGUAGUCAGCACAUCAAACCGUUGAUGCUGGUCCCCGACAAAAUUCAACUCCGACAGGUGCAGAAGGUUCGCAGCUCGAGCCACCACAACGUCAAAAGUCCCCGCCGGAACACACCCCAUAAACGGACCACCACAAAGUCACCCCACGGUGGCAUCAACCGGCGGGACAAACUGCGCCUCGUCGCGGCCAAGUCCCCGGGCUUCCAUUCGCCGAGGGUCCUCAGCAAGCUGCAGGAAAACCCGGACAUUAGCGUGUGCCUCUCGCCGAAUUUGUACGACCUGGACAACAAAACGCCCCACGCGAAGAAACCAAUCAUGCGAAACUCGCCCCGCCGGAUCGUCGGCAAAACCCCGCAGGGUCGGGAAAAUCGGCUCGCCGUUGUCGGUCAGCGGAAGCAGACGCCGCUGAAGGGUUCCAAACUGGCGAUGGCACCUGCUUCGACCUCGUCGCCGUUUUCCCCUUCGUUACGGAGUGACAAGGGACGUUGCGAGUCGCCUAGACUGCUUGCUGCCGCUGCCAACUCGGCGGUGCGGCGGUCAUCCAGCGUGCAUGCCGCCAUCAGACCAUGAAGUGUGGUCUUCUUUUUAUACGAUUCUUACGAGUGAAAAUAAUGUGGCAUUUUAUAGUUGAAGACAGUCUUUGUAUUGACAAGCGUAGUGUAGAACAUGCCGAGAGGCACAUAAAUGCUGAAAUGAUUAAUAAAAUUUAAAGAAACUUUUAACGUGA
Molecule: messenger RNA, 3503 nt
Organism: Culex pipiens pallens (northern house mosquito)
Lineage: Eukaryota; Metazoa; Arthropoda; Insecta; Diptera; Culicidae
Exons: 5
Coding region: 203-3346 (1047 amino acids)
Biological process (GO): signal transduction
Source: RefSeq, a predicted model, not a curated record